Sorghum bicolor (sorghum) is the source of this 1984-nucleotide messenger RNA. Its product is annotated as putative pumilio homolog 8, chloroplastic. The transcript has 5 exons. Bases 25 to 1713 code for a protein of 562 amino acids. NCBI's taxonomy places the organism in Eukaryota, Viridiplantae, Streptophyta, Magnoliopsida, Poales, Poaceae. Gene Ontology annotation, molecular function: mRNA binding. Gene Ontology annotation, biological process: post-transcriptional regulation of gene expression. Gene Ontology annotation, cellular component: cytoplasm. The record is from RefSeq and is a predicted model, not a curated record.
AAACCCCCCUCCUUCCUCCUCUGCAUGCCUCAACAACCCGUCUCCAAGAAACCACCUCCCCUCGCUCCAAUCCCAAUCCAAAUCCUUCGCCACGAACCAAUAGAACCCAAUCCGAUCAGUUCCCCCCACGCAAUUUCCCAUCUGAGUUUCAUCUCUUUCUUUUUCACCGAUAAUAAAGAUCCGAUCGAUCGGAGUCCGGCGGCAGCUAAUUCACCGGCGGGAUUGGAGAUGAAGGUCGACAGGGAAAUGGAGAUUCUGCUCAACGAGAUCCCCCUCCUCCACCACGGUGGCCUCCUCGGCGGCAGCGGCGAGGCUGGUGCGGACGACGACGCCGACCUCUCUUUCCUCAUCCACGAACUCGCCGCGAUGGGCGUCGUGGACGGCGACGACGAGCCACCGGCGCCGGGCGCUGCCAACGGCUUCGGCUUCUCCAGCAUGAUGAUUUACCCCAAGAAAGGCGGCGAGAAUCUGGUAUCCCUGCACCCGUUCUCCAUGGCCGGCCACUGCGCGCACAUGCCGUCUCUGUUUGAUCCCGUCACCUUCGCUGCCGCCGACGGCUGGGACAUCCGGUGCUCCCCGCCGCCUUCUGUUUCUGUGUCGCCACCGCCCGCCACGCCGAGGGCCCGGUGCAAGAACGUGAGGAGGAAGAACGGCGGCUGCGGCGCGGUGACGGCGACGAGCCCCAAGAAGUGCGGAGCCGCGGCGGCGGCGGCGGCGGCGGCGGCCAACAAGUCGCACGGCGAGAGCCUGGCCGGCCUGCGCGGGGUCAUGUCCCACAUCGCGCGCGACCAGCACGGGUGCCGGCUGCUGCAGCAGAGGCUCGACGACGGCAAGCGCGAGGUCGACCACAUCUUCGCCGGCGUGUCGCGCCACGCCGCGCAGCUGAUGGUGGACCCGUUCGGGAACUACCUCAUGCAGAAGCUGCUCGCCGUCUGCGACGCCGGGCAGAGGAUGGCGCUCGUGCUCACCCUCACCGCUGACGCCUUCGUCCUCGUCAGGAUAUCCCUCAACGUCCAUGGGACACGGGCAGUGCAGAAGCUGAUUGAGAGCCUGAGGACAAGGGAAGAGAUUAGUCUUGUCAUCGAUGCUCUGCGCCCGGGGUUCUUGGAGCUCAUCAAGGAUCCUAAUGGCAAUCAUGUCGUGCAAAAGUGUUUGCAGGCGUUUGAAGCCGACGAUAACAAGGCGAUAUUUGAUGCUGCUGCACUCCACUGUCUCGAUAUCGGGAUGCAAUGCCACGGUUGCUGUGUCCUACAGCGGUGCAUUGCACGAUCGCGUGGUGAGCACAGGGACAAGCUGGUUGCUGCCAUUGCUGGCAAUGGAUUCAAACUUGCCCAAGAUGCAUAUGGGAACUAUGUUGUUCAGUAUGUAAUAGACUUGAAGAUACCAAAUGCAAAUUCAAGUCUUGCACAACAGUUUGAAGGCAAGUAUAUCCACCUGUCCAUGCAGAAAUUCAGUAGCAAUGUUGUUGAGAAAUGCCUGAAAGUCUUCAAGGAGGUUGACAAGGCCAAGAUCAUACUAGAAAUCCUCGCCACGCCACACUUGGAGCAAUUGCUUCAGCACCCUUAUGCAAACUAUGUCAUCUACUCUGCUCUCCAGAAUUCCAAGGGUUCACUUCAUUCUGCACUGACAAAUGCAAUCCGACCUCAUGUGGAACUGCUUAGGACCAGUCCAUACUGCAAGAGGAUAUACUCUCGAGCUUUGCUGAAGAAAUGAUGAGUUGAUGACAGGUUUUCAGCUUGUAACAAGAACGAUUGCUCUCUUGUGAUAUUUGUUUUUUUCAGUUUCAAAAGGCAUAAAGAUGAUCACAAAAUAGAUCUGUAUAAAUUAGUAUUCUUUGGUCAUGUACUUCUACUUGUACCUGUAAUUGAUGCACGGCUUGUGCCUGGUGCUGCAUGAUCAUCUGGGACAGAAUAAAAUUCAAUCGAAAGUAUUCUACAAACUAUUUCAUAUAUAUGUAAUGUUUUACGUUGUUUAUGGCUGCAAA